CUCUUGUUUCCCUUCCUACAGAUUUUUUUUGUUGUGGGAGGCACAUAUACUAGAGCAACAUGAAGUACAACAUGCUUGUUUGCCUGCUGCUUGUGGGCAGCGUGUUCGCUCAAGACGAGGACAAGAAGGAAGAGGUGGGCACCGUGGUUGGCAUUGAUCUUGGAACCACAUACUCCUGUGUUGGCGUUUUCAAGAACGGUCGCGUGGAGAUCAUUGCCAACGACCAGGGCAACCGGAUUACUCCCUCCUAUGUGGCCUUCACUCCAGAAGGAGAGCGCCUCAUAGGUGAUGCAGCCAAGAACCAGCUGACUUCCAAUCCUGAGAACACUGUCUUUGAUGCCAAGCGUCUCAUUGGAAGAACUUGGAAUGAUCCUUCUGUGCAGCAGGAUGUCAAAUACCUGCCUUUCAAGGUCCUUGAAAAGAAAGCCAAGCCCCAUAUUCAGGUUGAUAUCGGAGGAGGGCAAAUGAAGACCUUUGCCCCAGAAGAAAUUUCUGCCAUGGUUUUGACCAAGAUGAAGGAGACAGCAGAGGCCUACUUGGGAAAGAAGGUUACUCAUGCUGUUGUGACUGUGCCAGCUUACUUCAAUGAUGCCCAGCGCCAAGCCACAAAAGAUGCUGGGACCAUCGCUGGAUUGAAUGUCAUGAGAAUCAUCAAUGAACCUACUGCUGCUGCUAUUGCAUAUGGGCUGGACAAAAGGGAAGGCGAGAAGAACAUCCUGGUCUUCGACUUGGGGGGCGGGACCUUUGACGUCUCCCUCCUCACCAUCGACAACGGUGUCUUUGAGGUGGUGGCCACCAAUGGUGAUACUCACCUCGGGGGCGAGGACUUUGACCAGCGUGUGAUGGAGCAUUUCAUCAAGCUGUACAAGAAGAAGGCCGGGAAGGAUGUGCGGAAGGACAACCGGGCUGUGCAGAAGCUGCGGCGUGAGGUGGAGAAGGCCAAGCGGGCCCUGUCCUCCCAGCACCAGUCCAGAAUUGAGAUUGAGUCCUUCUUUGAGGGGGAAGACUUCUCUGAGACCUUGACCAGGGCCAAGUUUGAAGAGCUGAACAUGGACCUCUUCCGUUCCACCAUGAAGCCUGUCCAGAAGGUCCUGGAAGAUGCGGACCUGAAGAAGACUGACAUUGAUGAGAUUGUGCUUGUGGGCGGCUCCACUCGGAUCCCCAAGAUCCAGCAGCUUGUGAAGGAGUUCUUCAAUGGCAAGGAGCCAUCGCGAGGCAUCAACCCUGACGAAGCCGUAGCGUACGGUGCUGCUGUCCAGGCUGGAGUGCUGUCUGGGGAUCAGGACACUGGUGAUCUGGUGCUGCUCGAUGUGUGUCCUCUGACCUUGGGCAUUGAGACAGUUGGUGGUGUGAUGACCAAGCUGAUCCCCAGGAACACUGUUGUCCCCACCAAGAAAUCCCAGAUCUUUUCCACGGCUUCCGAUAACCAGCCAACUGUCACUAUCAAAGUCUGUGAAGGAGAGCGUCCUCUCACCAAGGACAACCACCUCCUGGGCACCUUUGACCUGACGGGCAUCCCUCCAGCCCCCCGUGGCGUCCCCCAGAUCGAGGUCACUUUUGAGAUCGACGUCAACGGCAUCCUGCGAGUCACCGCCGAGGACAAGGGCACCGGCAACAAGAACAAGAUCACCAUCACCAACGACCAGAACCGCUUGACACCCGAGGAGAUUGAGCGGAUGGUCAACGACGCUGAGAAGUUUGCCGAGGAGGACAAGAAGCUGAAGGAGCGCAUCGACUCCCGGAACGAGCUGGAGAGCUACGCCUACUCCUUGAAGAACCAGAUUGGGGACAAGGAGAAGCUGGGAGGCAAGCUCUCGGCGGAGGACAAGGAGAUCAUGGAGAAGGCCGUGGAGGAGAAGAUCGAGUGGCUGGAGAGCCACCAGGAUGCCGACAUCGAAGACUUCAAGGCCCAGAAGAAAGCCCUGGAGGAGGUGGUGCAGCCCAUCGUGACCAAGUUGUACGGUGGAGCAGGCCCUCCUCCUGGUGAGGAAGAAGAAGCCGGUGCCGGAGAGAGGGAUGAGUUGUAGGCUGCCGUUGGGCCGAGCCUUGACACUGUAAAUACUGGACUUGGAACUUUUGUUUAAACUUAUUGAACUCGAGAUCAGGAAUGUGAUCGGAAUCUUCACUUGAGUGGAGUUGGCCAUUGCUAGCCCAAAGUGGCUGUUUACUGCUUUUCAUUAGCAGCUGGUAAAUGUCAGGAGGGAGGGAGGGGGGCACGGAGGGGGAAUCGUUGUUGUCAAAACCAUUUUAUUUAACAAUUCGGGUCGUGUGCGUUCUGUGGGGAAAUUUUCUACCCUCCAAGUGGCAACAAUAAAUUUGUUACUUACACUGGA
This is a messenger RNA of Anolis sagrei ordinatus, 2333 nucleotides long. RefSeq names its product heat shock protein family A (Hsp70) member 5 (gene HSPA5). Gene Ontology annotation, biological process: endoplasmic reticulum unfolded protein response. Gene Ontology annotation, molecular function: ATP binding; ATP-dependent protein folding chaperone. The record is from RefSeq and is a predicted model, not a curated record. Gene Ontology annotation, cellular component: cytoplasm; endoplasmic reticulum lumen; nucleus. Lineage: Eukaryota; Metazoa; Chordata; Lepidosauria; Squamata; Anolidae.